Molecule: messenger RNA, 1083 nt
Organism: Ascoidea rubescens DSM 1968
Lineage: Eukaryota; Fungi; Ascomycota; Saccharomycetes; Ascoideales; Ascoideaceae
Product: NAD(P)-dependent alcohol dehydrogenase
Exons: 1
Coding region: 1-1083 (360 amino acids)
Biological process (GO): alcohol metabolic process
Molecular function (GO): alcohol dehydrogenase (NADP+) activity; zinc ion binding
Source: RefSeq, a predicted model, not a curated record
AUGGUUUAUCCAGAAACAUUUCAAGGAAUUGGUGUCAAUUCACCAGAAUCAUGGCUUGAACCCAAAAAAUUUGAAUUCAAACCUCAUGGAUUCAGAGACUAUGAUAUUGAUAUCAAAGUUGAGGCGUGUGGUGUUUGUGGGUCAGAUAUCCAUGCUGCUUCUGGUAAUUGGGGAAAGACCAAUUAUCCAUUGGUUGUUGGACAUGAAAUUAUUGGUAAAAUUGUCAGAUUGGGAUCAAAAGUUCGUAAAGAUUUUAAAGUUGGAGACAGAGUUGGUAUUGGCGCUCAAGCUGACUCAUGUGGUGUUUGUAAAGUUUGUAACACCUUUGAUGAAAACUAUUGCAAACACAACAUAGGAACGUAUAUGGGAAUAUAUGAAGAUGGUACAAGUAGUUAUGGUGGAUACUCAUCAUAUGUCAGGGUCCAUGACAGAUUUGCAUUUAAGAUUCCAGAGAAGCUAGAAAGCAAAUAUGCUGCUCCAUUAUUGUGUGGUGGUAUUACUGGAUUUUCGCCAUUACUUCAUAAUGGUGUGACAAAGGGAACUAAAGUUGGCGUUUCUGGUAUUGGUGGCAUUGGACAUAUGUCUUUAUUAUUUGCUAAAGCAUUGGGAGCCGAAGUUUAUGCUAUUUCCAGAUCUGACUCGAAAAAGGAAGAUUCAUUGAAGAUGGGAGCUGAUCAUUAUAUCAGCACAUCCAGUGAUGAUUGGGUUGAAAAGUAUAGUGGAGAACUUGAUUUAAUUGUUAAUUGUGGCAGUUCAUUGACAGGUACCAAUUUAGAUCAAAUGUUGGAAUUACUUAGACCAAGAGGAAAAUUGGUUUUCAUUACAGCCCCGCCGAUGGAAGAAAAAGUAACAGUUGCACCAUUUACCAUGUUGAAAACCGGAACCUUUAUUGGUGGAUCAGGAAUUGGUGGAUCCAAAGACAUUCAAUUCAUGUUGAAUUUUGCAGCAGAACACGACAUCAAACCUUGGGUUGAAGCGGUUGAUAUCAGUGAGGAAGGUGUUACUGAAGUAUUUAAGAGAGCCUAUUCGGGAGACGUCAGGUACAGAUUCACAUUAGUUGGAUAUGACAAGGCGUUCAAUUAG